This is a messenger RNA of Letharia lupina, 2262 nucleotides long. RefSeq lists its product as uncharacterized. The coding region runs from base 1 to 2262 and encodes 753 amino acids. The record is from RefSeq and is a predicted model, not a curated record. The transcript is spliced from 3 exons. Lineage: Eukaryota; Fungi; Ascomycota; Lecanoromycetes; Lecanorales; Parmeliaceae.
AUGGUUAACAGCGCUCCGGCCACCACUGCAAACGUCAUUAUCGGGAUACCAGAUGGACAGCUUCAGAACUUAAUCCUUACCCAAUCGACCCUCUGGCUCUUCAAGGCAACAGAUAUUGCAGGCCACGAAAUCAUCUACGUAGGCUCCGUGGGUUUCAACACUCUUGUAUCUUCAACGACCGAGCUUCUAGGCGCAGCGAAACUACACGCAACUACAACCAAUGCGGCUGGCUCGACUAUAACAGGUGUAGCCGAAGUCACGACUGCUAGCCAAAGCAGAAUAACGAUUAUAGUACCCGAGUCUGCUGUUUCAAGCCUGUCGUCAACGCCGCCAAUCUUUGCUUCUACAUCGGUAGAUGCCAAUGUGCAGCCCAUCACCAAUCUUGGACCAAUCUUUGUCAGAUCCAAUGAGAGCACUUCCACGGUCAUCCUGGAAGAUGCCCUCUCAACGUCUCACCUCACCACGUUGGACUCUCAAGGCUUCACGAUUGUCGAGGUUAUAGGAGUGUUCACUAAACCAAACGGCAAUGUGGUCACUACCGCCCUGUCUUUCGCGGGCAGGAUUCCUUCGCUUGCGCUAUCUAAGGCCACUGCAACUGCAUCCUGCCUGUCAGGCUGUGUCGACUACGACUGGCUCUCAAACCUCAUUCGGAACACUCUCUGGCAAAAGGCACCAGGGGGGGCAACCGUACAAGCAGCAAUCAAUGUCGCGGUUGAUACUACGAUAUCAAUGACUGACAAGGCACCUUCGACGUACUCAGUCAGAGCGCGCAGCAACAGCACGAUUUUACUCUCAACUGCUGGUGUUGGAGGCCUACUUUUGGCUGUGCAAUCUGAUAGCGCGAUUCUGAGGGGUAGCUCCGCUCUGUUGGGGGAGCAAUUGGCCACCAUUUCCACCAUACCCCCAGAAUUGUCAAUCCAGACCGUCACCGGCACGACUUGUUCUGUUGCUUUUGUAAUGGUAAUAACCACGGCGUCUGGCAGCACAGUCACUCGGAUUUUUCCGGAAUUAUGGCACAAUGGAGCCGCAUUUUUCCUUUUUGGACGGACUGAAAUACCACAAAUAUGUUCAUGGAGACUUGCUCUCUUUGGAUUCGUCCUUCAUCUCAUUCGUGAUCCUCAAACCGGCCAGUGUCCCGUUGGUGUUGAUAUCAUAACCGGUCCUCCUCCGUCCUCAGGCUCGACCGAAGACUCGACAGAAAAUCCAAAAGAUGAUACACAGCAUGAAGACGAUAAGCCAUCCAACACUCAAGACUCAUCUAAUCGUGCGGCUUCUACAAGCUCUCCCUACUCAGUGACCUCGUCCCAAAGCAGCGCUUCCCUGGCUUCCUCAACCGGAACAAGUUCGGCUACCACUGUGACUUCAAGGGCAUACUUCGGCGUAUCAACAGUGUUUGGAACGUCAAUAACCUGCUGCGAUAACUCUACCAUCAUCGGCACGACUACUCUUUGCAACUACCAAGUUGACUUCUGGUGCGACUCUUCACGCAUUCUAUUCCUCUCUCGCCUCUCAGAUAGUUGUUUACGCGGCCAACUUGACGUCACGACGUCCGCAAUAUCACAGAAUCGUUCAAUCCCUACAUCCACAGCGUCUGUAACAGCGGCACCGCUGGGUGUCGAUAGCGGUCUGCUAGGAGUACUCAAAGGUGGUACAAGCGCCGGCGAGGCAGAGCAAGCACUAUCAACAGACUCUGCCACUCCAACAUUAAUGUUGACAGCAGACAGUAACCUCGUGGGAUUAAUCCAAAGUGCCGUAUGUACCGGAGAAGCCACGCCACCAAAACUAACUCUCGCUUGCACACAAUACUUCUUCUACCCCAACGACGGACCGAACGCCUUCCUCUGCCAAUGUAACGACGGCACUUGGAGUCACCGCGUCAAACAAGACAGCUACUCGUUGUGCCCCAGCCAAGUCACAACCGUCAGCAUGAAAGUAGCCUACUACGCAGAAACCACCAUUCCACCUAGCGUCUCAUGCACCCUCGUCUAUUGCGAUCCCUGCUCGGUAGACUACCAUCCUUUCUACGAAUGUUCCAAUGACCUGUUCUUCGCGGGUGCAUGUCCGAGCUCGGUAUCCGCCGCUACAACUAAGCCCACUCUCAGCGAGCCGCUCGUCAGCGUAACCGCAGUUCUCACGAAGGGAGAACUUCAUCGUGCCAGCUACGACUUCACUAACUUCACCUCUCUCGCUCACAACGAGUACGUGCGUACCGCAGUGUAUGAAGCAUGUGGAGGAGCACGGGCUGCAGGCUUCACAGUUUGA